Molecule: messenger RNA, 1422 nt
Organism: Saccharomyces eubayanus
Lineage: Eukaryota; Fungi; Ascomycota; Saccharomycetes; Saccharomycetales; Saccharomycetaceae
Gene: GAS4
Product: 1,3-beta-glucanosyltransferase
Exons: 1
Coding region: 1-1422 (473 amino acids)
Biological process (GO): fungal-type cell wall (1->3)-beta-D-glucan biosynthetic process
Cellular component (GO): fungal-type cell wall; cytoplasm
Molecular function (GO): 1,3-beta-glucanosyltransferase activity
Source: RefSeq, a predicted model, not a curated record
AUGUAUGCGAUGAAAUUUGCAAUCACGUUUAUUUUCCUGGUCUUGGAACUGCUCACAUUGUGUCAAGCUUCAGUCCAUCCCAUAAAAAUCAAGGACAAGCAUUUCGUUGACACAGUGACUGGAAAGCCGUUCUUCAUAAAGGGUGUUGACUAUCAGCCAGGAGGCUCUUCCGAAGUUAACGAAAAACAAGACCCGCUAUCCAAUCCCGAAGCAUGUGCUCGUGAUAUUUUGUUGUUUCAGGAUUUGGGCAUAAAUACAGUAAGAAUAUACUCCAUAAAUCCAGACCUAAAUCACGACGCAUGUAUGACCAUGUUGGCGAUGGCAGGAAUUUAUCUUAUUUUGGAUGUGAAUUCACCGUUACAAAACCAGCAUCUGAACAGGUAUGAACCUUGGUCUACCUUCAACGAAUUUUAUUUGGAACAUGUUUUCAAAGUGGUGGAACAAUUCUCCCAUUACAAUAACACUUUAGGAUUCUUUGCUGGUAAUGAAAUUGUAAAUGACAAAAGGUCAGCCCAAUAUUCACCGGCAUACAUUAAAGAGCUUAUUGGAUCUAUGAAAAAAUAUAUAAGUGCACACUCUGCCAGAACGAUUCCCGUAGGUUAUUCAGCUGCAGACGAUUUAAGUUAUAGGGUCUCGUUAUCCGAGUAUUUAGAAUGCAAAGUCGAAGAUAAGCCUGAGAACAGCGUUGAUUUCUACGGUGUUAACUCUUAUCAGUGGUGCGGUCAACAAACUAUGCAAACUUCCGGAUACGACACAUUGGUGGAAGCAUACAGGAGCUAUUCGAAACCAGUUUUCUUUUCAGAGUUCGGAUGCAAUAAAGUUUUGCCCAGGCAAUUCCAAGAAAUAGACUCAUUGUUCUCUGAUGAGAUGUAUUCAGUGUUCAGUGGAGGUUUGGUUUACGAAUUUUCACAAGAGGAUAAUAAUUAUGGCCUUGUCGAAUAUCAAGACGACGGUAAGGUACAGUUAUUGGCAGAUUUUGAACAGCUCAAAAUGCAUUACCAAAAUGUUGAGUUUCCCUCUAUGAAAACUUUAAAAGAGACUGUUGAAAUGCAGGACGCCCCAUCGUGCAUCGAAGAUUAUGAAAAUUUGAAUAUUGAAUCCAAAAUUGCUAAAAAUUUAGGAAGUUUUUUGGUUAAAAAAGGUGUAAAAGUUGAGAAGGGGAAAUAUAUAGAUCUGCAUAAGAAUCAGUUAUCCCCUAAUGUUACGAUAUUGGGCGUAGAUGGUAGUAGCUGGGAUGGACCCAAAAGGAUUGAAGUAGUACAAAGUUUAACAUCCUCAGACCAGCAAGAGGGGGGAGAGGAGGACGAGGAAGGGGAAAGAGAUGAGUUGAAAAGAAAGCACAGAAAUUCUGGCUCUAUGAUCGGCCCUUUGGUACCCCCCGGUUUGUUUUUGCUCUUUUAUAUUUUAAACAUCCUAUUUUAA